CCCACAAUUAAAAAGUCCAUAUCCCCUACGGACAAAAAACAAGACUCACUAAAAACUUUAAAACAAGCGAAUUAAAACGGACGGCUGCUGGCUAGCAGCCGUUCCCCAAGAUGGCUCCUCCUUGAUGAAUGGGCAUUAAAGUGCAGUGCCCAUUUCAUCAGUAGAUUAGUUAGUCAUACAGUGUGGGGAAAAUGUCCUUCGCCCAACUUGCCCAUGCCGAAUAACAUGUCAACACUAGUCCCACUUGCCUGCCUUUUAGCCCAUAUUACUCUAAACCCGUCCUAUCCAUGUGCCUAUCUCAUUGUUUCUUAAAUGUUGCGAUAGUCCCUAACUCAACUACCUCCUCUGGCAGCUUGUUCCAUACACCCACCACCCUCUGUGCCGCUUUCUCAAGGGCCUUGAGUGCUUCACAGAUGGAAGUUACGGUUUGAUACUUAUAAUAAUCCUCAUUUUAGAUCAUGUCUCCUUAGAGUAGUGAUUGCACUAUCAUUGUGUACCUGUAAAUUAACUAGUUUAGAGAUACAGCACAAAAACAGGCCCUUCAGUCCACCGAGUCUGCAACAACGCGAUACCAGUACUCUAAGGGCAAUUUACAAUCUAGCGAAGCCAAUUAACCUCUAAACCAGGUCUUUGGAGUGUGGGUGGAAACCGGAGCACCCAGAGAAAACACACGCGGUUACGGGGAGAACGUGCAAAUUCCAUACAGACAGCACCCGUUGUCAGGAUUGAACCGGGUUCUGGCGCUGUAAAGCAGCAACUCUGCCACUGGGCCGCGCCCUAGAAAUCUUGGAGAAAUCGCACUUUGUGAACAAUUUAUGCUAUCCUGCAAUUUGACUAGCCGACUUUUAAAAUCAAGAACUGGCGCUGCUGUAUCGGCCAACUAUUUUGAUCAAUGUAUUACUGCUAACAGAUUAUAAUAUUCUUGCUGGCAUGGAAGCUUUUAGUUUUUGCCUGUUAUAUUUGGGAUUAUACCACUGUAAGUAGGUAUGUUACAAAACCUACCUGAAUCGUGGCUGAGCAUCUGCCCUACCCCGUGUGUGUGAUUUUGGCGCUGUUUAGAGGGGGCGGGUUUAAAACACGAUUUUUACUAGGCUGUUCCAAUCGAAAAUGUUCAGCCUAGUAAAUCAUUAACAGAAAAUCGCUGAAAGACCCCGUCGCAAAAGGUAUUAUUAGUUUUUAUGGCCUUGUAUAAUAGUUAUAGUAGUUUAAAAAUCACUCUCUCAACCCGCAACCUCUCGCAGCCCCAGGGUUUUAUAAAGCAAACAAUUAAAGGUAUGUACCUUAUUUUUACAUUAAAUGGGGCUUGUAUAUAACCCUGUUAUUAAAGAUUUCUAUAGCGAGUAGUUCAUUUUGGGCUCUUUAUAUCCCGCAGUAUUUUUCUGGGCACUUGAGGGCACAAAUCCAGCGCAAUGUGAACGUUCUAAACCAGCGCAUUCACAGGAACCCACUAGAAAGCCGAUUUUAAUUGACUUUAAUUUACAGCAAAUGAACACUAAAUUCCUUCUAUUUGGCCUAUAAAUUGAUGUAAAUGAGAUUUAAAAAUCAUGUUUUAUUGUGAAUUAUUUGUGAAUAUUAUUUGGACACUUGGGCUAUUUAAAAAUGUUAAUCAUUUAUUAAGAAAUGGAUAGAUGUUUAGAUCUAGUUAUUGAAGUUUGAAAUUAGCUACAAUUGGGUAACUAACUAAUUAUAUGCUUUAAUUUCAGGUCAUCCAAGUAAGAUUAUUUAUAUUUGUUUCAGAAUGCUUCAAUCUAUGAUAACUGAAAAUUUCAUUCAGUUCUCUUAAUUUUUAAGAAGCUUAUGGGUUUUUGACUGUCCACGAUCACAGCUUUUUUGUUAUGUCCAUAGAAAAUCAAUAGGGAACAAGGUGCUAAUUUCCGAGGCUGAAAAUAGCCAUAACUUUUUUAUUACUUGAGAUAUGAAAGUGAAUUAGGUGUCAAAUUAUACUUAUUGUUAUGCUUUAUCUGAUGGGAUAAAUUGCAGACUUGAUUUUUUAAAUCUCAAAAUUUUGUAACAUUGCUACUGUAAGGCAGCAACUCUACCCCUGCGUCACCGUGCUGCACACAUUUUGCACAAAAAAAUUGCAGCCUCACCAAAGUUUAAAAACCGAUAUGACUUCCUGAUUGUUUAAGAAGGAACUGCAGAUACUGGAAAAUCGAAGGUAGACAAAAAUGCUGGAGAAACUCAAUGGGUGAGGAAGCAUUUAUGGAGCGAUUGAAAUAGGCAACGCUUCGGGCCGAAACCCUUCUUCAGAAGUCAUUCCUGAUUCUUGCAUUCAAUGCCCCGUUGUUAUGUUUCUGUACUGUGAAUUCCAUGCAAUCCAAAGCAAAGAUCCUAUAGCGGAGCCGCUAUAGGAUCUUUGAUCUAAAGAUGCAAUCUGCACGCGUUUGGAAGAGAGGGAGAGUCAGUUUGAUUGGUGGGAGGGAGAAGAUCCGCUCCGUCUAUGAUCUUUGGCAGCGACAGCGAGCUCCGGGACUGCAUGUAACCACUCCUCCCUCCACCAAAGAUCUUAUAGCAGAGCUGCUCUAAGAUCUUUGCUCUCCACUGUCUCCAGCCCAGCGUGCUCUGUGAUCGCCGAUGAUGGUUGAAGACGGGUUGCAAACAGAACGGACUACGAGUGCCCCGCUGUUGCCGGAGAAGCGGAUAAUGAAUGAUAGCGGAUUGUACCGGUUGCUGGGGGCUCUCUAUCCCCGCGUAACUUCCAUAGAGACGUUCAUUUCCCAGAUCGACCAUGUUGCACCACCAGUUUUAGUGGAGGCGGCUGAUACCGACAACUAUAAACGUUUUAUCUCCCAACUCACCGUGUGCGUCCCCGGGGAAGCAAAGCCUCUGUGGCAGCCGGUCACAUUUCAGCAGUUAUCUGCACAAAGUGAUGUGGUAAUGAGAGUUAUCCAACGGAUUUGUGAAAAAAGGAAAAGAAAUGUGCUAAGUUUUGGCUACAGCAAUGCAACUGAAGCAAGUUUCAUCCCUGUGAGAUCUACUCCGAAUGUACGUAGUUACCAAAUAAACACCACCACGUCUAUUAUCAAGACCAGUGUGCUGUGGAAAACACUGGUGAGCAGGAUUGGGGAUGAUGUCAUGAUGUAUCUGCUGGAGCACUGCUCCCUCUUUAGGCUAGUCCCACCAAGCUGCUGCUUUCAGCUAUGUGGAGUGCCCAUUUAUACUCUCUUUCCAGGUGGUAGUCAACUCCAGUCUACCUGGCUUAGGCAGAGGCCAGUUCAAUAUCGGCCCUGCCUCGCACUAAGGAAUGCUCAAAUGAAACUCGGCUUUUACAAGGAAUUUCUUUCAAAGAGGAGGAAAUGGAAGGAAAGAUUAUCAAGAGCUGGAAAUCUAUUAGCAAAAGGACCACUCGGUGCAGAGCCCACUAAGCAUAAAGUUAGAAAAGCACCUCAUGUUCCUCGAUGCAAGUCUGUAAAAAGGGCCAGACUUGAAGUUGAUAUUGGAAGAUGGACAUUAAAGGAUGUAGGCAUGAAAGAUGGUCGGUCGCGAAAACGAUUUUUGGAUGAUGACAGAGUGGAGGCUUCUGCAAAGAGAUUAAAAGUAAGACAGCUGGUGGAAAAUAAAGUAACAGAACAUGAAGGAUUGCUUGUGGAAGGUAAACCACGCGAGUCUCCACAAGCAAGUGGGCAAUCUGGUGGUAUAAUUGAUCAGUCAUUCGAAGGAGUCAUUGAAUGGAAUGGAGAUUAUAGUAAUAAUGAAUGUACAGCAAAGGAUCACAAAUUCACUUCACUGAAGAGCAGAGUGGAGGGAAAUAUCAGUGCAGCCUGGAAAAGGCAGGAUCUAGGGAAUGAUGCCAAGAGGCAGGAGCUGACUGAAAGCGAAACAAAUCAAUAUUUCAUGUGUGGUGCAGGAAUUCUGUCGACUCUAGAUUCAGCAUUCGCAGGGCUGCAGGAUACAAAUACAUCGACGUAUCACAAAUGCGGAAAGAGUUGUGAUCAUGUCACAGUUGAAAUUGGAGAAUGGGCUGAAUGUAAGGAAAUAGAUUGCGUAAGAAGAAAAAAGUCUAAGCAAAAUGGCAGAGAAACAAGCAGAACUCUGAGCACAAACAACAACAGCAGAGAGAACACUUAUUGGAAAAAUGCCAGGAAAACUGGACAGUGCCACACAGAGUUUGGUGGUUUCGUAAAGCCCAUGUCAUCACUACAUUCAUUUAAACAUGCUCCGGCAAUCAAGAAAAGACCAUGGAGUGAAAUGUAUAUAGAAAGAGGGAGUAUAAUGUAUUGCAAUAAUAAAGCAGAAUGUUUACCAAAGACAUUUAUAUUGAAUCAAUUGCAAGACUUCAGCACAGGUGGUCAGAGGCUUGUUGAAGCCAUAUUCUUGAAUAGAAAUGUUUUAGGAACUAAGCAGCUUAGUAAUCACUGGAGAAGGAAAAAGUUUCCAAAGCGCUACUGGCAAAUGAGAAAUAUUUUCCUUCGAUUGUUGAGGAAUCAUAAACGCUGUCCAUAUCUGCAAAUAUUGAUCAGAAAUUGUUAUGUAAACAUUCAGAAAGGAAGAAAGGUCAAUGGUGCUUCAAGUGUUGAACUAACUAAUGCACCAAUUUCUGUUACAAAGAUGGCUUUUAGGGCUUUCAGCAGCUGUGUUGCAGGGUUGGAACUUCGUACCCCUGAUGGGGCCUGUGGCCACCCAAUUGAAAAACAGCAACCGAUAUUAAACAACAGCUUAAGGGAUAAUUUAUCAGUGAGCACUGACCUUCAUGGCCACGAUUUGACAAUAGGAACACGUUUAGAAGAGCAUGCGCAUUCUGGGAGAGCGUUGGAAUGCCCUGGUGCCUGUCCUGAGCAGAGUCGUCUUCCUGAAGGUCCAGCAGGUGAAGAGAAAGCAAAUGAAGAGACCAGAACGUCUGUAGACUUCAACAGUAGUGAAGGAUCAAGUAACUCGGACAUGCUGUGUUUGCUUAAGCAGUACAGCAGUCCACUUCAGGUCUAUCGAUUUGUGAGGGAGUGUUUGCUCAGGGUUGUAUCAGAUGAGCUCUGGGGUUCAAAUCACAAUAAAUUCCGAUUCCUGAAGAACGUAAAGAAGUUCAUUUCCUUGGGGAAGUUUGAUAAAUUCUCAUGCAGUGAAAUGAUGUGGAAAAUGAGAGUGAAUGACUGUGCGUGGCUUCAACUCAACAAAGCCCAGCACUUUGUCCCAGCAUCGGAACACCAGUUACGUGAAGAUAUUCUGUCCCGGUUCCUAUUUUGGUUAAUGGAGGUUUAUGUGGUGCAUCUGCUCAAGUCUUUUUUUUACAUAACGGAGACAACAUUCAUGAAAAACACGCUUUUCUACUACAGGAAAUGUGUUUGGACAGAAGUGCAGAGGAUUGCUGUCCGAAAUCAUCUAGCGAAAGUGCAGCUACAACCAAUUUCGGAAAAGGAUGUGGAACAGAAACUUCAACAGAAGACCACAGCACCCCCUUCCAGUUUACGGUUUAUUCCGAAGAAAAAUGGCCUGCGACCAAUUGUGAAAAUGCGAAAUAUAGCAGGACUAAAAACCUCUGGGAAAAGGCAAAACUAUAACAGGACUCAGAUGAAGAUCCUUUUUGAUGUACUGAAUUAUGAGCAUCAACGGAAUCCAGCCCUAAAGAGCUCCUCUGUGUAUGGACUUGAUGACAUUUACAAAGCAUGGAGGGAGUUUGUGUUACAGAAUUUGAAAGGUGGAAAAGUGAGCAAGGGAUGCCCUUAUUAUUUUGUCAAAGCAGAUGUUACUGGUGCUUUUGAUGCCAUUCCUCAUGCCAAGUUAAUAGAAGUCAUUUCAGGCAUACUGAAUCUUGAAGUACCAGAGAACUAUUGUAUCCGAAGCUAUGCAAAAAUCUGGGUGGAUGCUGUUGGACAAGUUAGAAAGGCAUUUAAAAGACAGGUUUCCACUUUGAUGGAUCUAAUGCCAACCAUGAAGGAAUUUGUAUCGCAUCUACAGCAGCAAGGCUCAUUGCAAAAUACUAUACUGGUCAACCAGGGCUUAACGUUGAAUUCGAACUCUCAAGACGUGUUCACUUACUUCAAGCAAAUGAUCAAAAGCAACAUUAUCAACAUAGGAGGCAAGUAUUAUGUCCAGGGCUGUGGAAUACCACAAGGUUCUCUGGUCUCAGCCUUGCUUUGUAGCUUGUGUUACGGGGAUAUGGAGAAAAAGUUCUUCAGUGGAAUUCAGCAGGAUGGGUUGAUGCUGCGAUUGAUUGAUGACUUUUUGCUGGUUACGCCACAUUUGUCACUUGCCAAACAGUUUCUAAGGAUUCUGGCCACAGGCAUUCCAGAGUAUGGUUGCUUCAUAAACCCAAAUAAAACAGUUGUCAACUUUCCACUUGAUGUGGACCUUCCAGCCUGCAGUGGGGCCAGAUCAUUGCCAGAACACUGUCUCUUUGCAUGGUGCGGUCUGCUAUUUGACACACAGACACUGGAAAUCUACUGCGACUAUUCCAGUUAUGCAAAUAGUUCCAUCAGAUCAAGUCUUACUUUCAACUGUAGUUCGAAACCUGGACAAAAUAUGAAAAAAAAGCUAUUGGCUGUUCUGAAGCUGAAAUGUCACCAUAUCUUCCUGGAUCUGGAGGUCAAUACACUGAGAACAGUUGCCAUCAAUGUCUAUAAGAUAUUUCUUCUCCAGGCCUACAGAUUCCAUGCUUGUGUUUUGCGGCUCCCCUUUGGACAAAAAAUAAAAGACAACCCUUCGUUUUACCUUGAUGUCAUCUCAGACAUUGCUGCUUAUUGCUACACCAUCCUUAAAGCUAAAAACCGAGGGAUUUCUUUAGGUUACAAAGAUGCUUCAGGCCCUUUUCCUUUUGAAGCUUCCCAAUGGCUCUGCUUUGGUGCAUUCGCCAUCAAACUGUCCAAUCACAAGUCUGUUUACAAGUGCCUACUGGGACCUUUGAAAACCUACAGGGCCAAAGUGCAAAAGAUUCUACCAUGCUCCACAGUGCAGAUGCUGCAGAAUAUAACCCAGCCAUCUCUUCAUCGAGAUUUUGCUGCCAUCUUGGACUAAAGCAGAAAUGGAAAUACUUGGAACUCAAGAAUUUUGCCACACAAUUGAAUUAACAUCAUUAUUACCUUGGUGUUAAGAUUUCACCGCAUAAGAACUUUUAAUUGGAGUCCGAUAUUUUCAUCAUUACUCCUGCCAUCGACAGCAUUUAUGAUGUAUCUUCUGCCUGGUUGUUGUUGUUUUUUUCCAUGCCUUUGAUAAAUGAAAAAGUGGAAACAUAUUAUCAAGCAAGUUUAAUGUAAAAACAAUUUACUGCUAUUUUAUGCCAAGCUGAAGAGUUGUGCUCACAAACAUUAAGGCUGGACAUCACUUUCCCUCAAUAUUGAGUUGGUCCAUUUAGAUGGAUGUCAGUAUAUCUGCUUUGGACAAUAAUCGGUUAAUCAUUGUAAUGAAAAGAUAAUUGCACAUAAACUUGGGAGAUGCCCUCUGGAUGUCUGGGUGUCAGCAGAACUGAUAAACAUUUGUGUUUUGGUGUUUCAGUGAGUGAUUGGUCAACUGAUGGUAAAUAUGAUGACAGCCUGCACUUAUAAAGGCUUUCCACUCUGGGUAGAGAGAGACUUUAGUUGUACCGUUAAUGCCUGUGGGAGUAAUAUUUCCUUUCAAUAUAUCCUACUUGGUCACAAAAGCUACAGUGGAAGAGUCCCAAAUACCUAGGAAAAUAGGAAUCUCCAUUCAGAAAAGUUUAGCAGGAUUGGGAGUGAACUCAAAAUGGAUUCCUCUGUUUGACCACUGCCCAAUUUUAUGGAUGAAAUAAUCACACCUUGGAUAAUUAAUGGGAUAUUUCCUAACUUUUUAAUUGUGUCACACUUAAUUAAGUAGAUUAAUUUCUUGAGGUGUAUUACUCACAUGGAGUAUUAACUGCUGAUAUCAAAGAUUAGGAACAAUAUCAUUGAAGGAGUGAAGCUGCAAUUAGUUGUUAAUAUUUUUUUCGAUGAUUUGAUUUGAUUGUGUUCCAUGUAAGAGUAUGUCACGUAAUGCUUCAACCACAGAGUGUUUAUUUUCCAUUUUUGAACUUUUAUUAUGUAUCAUAUACUGCUAGAAAUUAAUCUAAAACUGCAAUUAAUAAUGUUUUUUUUCCCUCAAUUUUGUAUGGCUGUAAGCACUGUUUGCAUUUUUUGGAACCGAUUCUGGUAUUACAUUUUUCAGCAUGAACACAGCACAAUUUUUUUUUUUUAAUUAAAAAAAUUCAGUUUCAUCUUUGUUGCUAACAGGUUGGUGCAAGAUUUGAUUAUUUGCCACAAUCAGCUUCUUUUUCCAAAAUGGGUGAUACAUCUUUAAAUAACUUAAUGAAAUUAUUGUGCUUUCAUGUCACUGAAUUAAAAAAAAAAUGAAAUGCAAUUAUAGCAAAGGGCGUUGCUUUGCACUGAUUUGGACAUUCAUGAUUUGACUUUAAAUAGCAUCC
Molecule: messenger RNA, 8344 nt
Organism: Leucoraja erinaceus (little skate)
Lineage: Eukaryota; Metazoa; Chordata; Chondrichthyes; Rajiformes; Rajidae
Gene: tert
Product: telomerase reverse transcriptase
Exons: 17
Coding region: 2575-6945 (1456 amino acids)
Biological process (GO): telomere maintenance via telomerase
Cellular component (GO): telomerase catalytic core complex
Molecular function (GO): telomeric repeat DNA binding; telomerase RNA binding
Source: RefSeq, a predicted model, not a curated record